AAGCCAAGCCCAGGUGGAAGAGAUCAUCAUAACAUUAAGAAUGAGGAUGACAAAAGAGAGUUCUUUGACUCUCCAGAAGAGCUGGAGCAAAAGAUUGAUCUUCUUGCAAAAUGGGUCAGGGAGAGUAAACACUGUGUUAUGUUCACAGGUGCAGGAAUCAGCACAAGUACAGGUAUCCCUGAUUUUCGAAGUGGCAUGAACACUGUUCUUAAGACAGGCCCUGGUUUAUGGGAGAUACAAGCUAAAGGUGUUGCUCGCCAGCCAGGUAAAGUAACUCCCAUGUUAAAGGCAAUACCUUCACCUUCCCACAUGGCCAUUGUGAAACUCCAUAAGGAAGGGUUGGUUAAACUCACUGUCAGCCAAAAUGUUGAUGGUCUCCACUUGCGCAGUGGCAUUCCCAGCGAUGAACUUGCUGAACUUCAUGGAAAUACCAACCUAGAAAAGUGUACUACUUGUGGUGCUAAAUAUUUGAGAGACUUUGACACAAGAACUGCCAGGAAAGUGCAUGACCACCUGACUGGAAGGUCCUGUGAUAAUAUCAAGUGCUGUGGACUUUUAGUAGACUCCAUUAUAAACUUUGGAGAGAGUCUGCCUGAUGAUGACCUGAUAAAGUCAUACCAAGAGGCUGAAAAGUCAGACUUAAUGAUUGUGCUUGGGUCCAGCCUUCAGGUUUAUCCAGCAGCAGACAUUCCAGCCACUGUCAUUCGCAGGAAACAGAAACUGGUGAUCUGCAAUUUGCAAAAGACACCACUCAGUUCACAGAGUUCCCUUCAAAUACACAGCCAGAUCGAUACAGUAAUGAGGGGGCUGAUGGAGAGACUUGGCUUGGAGAUUCCACCCUUCAGGGUUCAGCGUCGCUUUGCUGUUGAGACAAGUCAGGAUAAAAUGUUGAUUCAAGGCCUUGACAUACAAUGUAACACUCCAUAUUCUUUCUUAAAGCAAGUAUCUUUGCGUGUGUCGCAGGAGAUUGAAGGCACAAAGAAAAUUAUUGAUGAAAAAAUCCUUUCUAAGGAGCCUCUGGAAAUGUGUUUCAGGCAAAGCCUAAGUAUCUCAGAAACUACUCCAUUGAUUGCAGAGCUAGAGUUUGGUUUCCAGGGUCACUAUGGUGAACCAAGCAUGUCCUUUACUCAUUCUGUUACAAGCUUUGGAAAGGCUUUGUUUCAUGCAGAAUACAAUUUAAGUAAAGGGGAGUGGUCACUGAAAAAAAGAAUGAAAACGCUCUAAAACCACAGAUACACAUAAUACAUUGUACUUGUAUUUGUGCUUGAAGAUUUCUGUUUUGCUUACCUGUAGAAUGUCAUUUCUAUUUGAAAGUAAAUUUAGCAAUGGACAUGAUAAAAAAUUUUUUAAGUAACUUUCAAGGGUGUUGGAAAGUAUGCAGAUUCUGUUAUGAAUUAAUAUCCUGUGCUAAAAAUCUAUACCACCAUGUAAAUUGGAGUGUUUAUCUUUUUUUUCUCUUGAAGAAAAGGCUUUUUGAAUGAUAUCAGCUCCAAUCAUUAUUGGUCUUAAGGACAAUACUAUGUUUACAGAAGUAUACUGUAUUGUCUUAAGUGUAUCAGGUUACCAGUUCUUAAGCUCACUGACAGUUUGUAAAGCUCUGACAACUUUUAUAUUGUAUUAUAAAAAAGAUAUAUAUCAGUGGGCAUAUUUCCAUAUUUGUGAUAAAAAUCUAUGCAUUUUAAGCAUUUACCUUUGAAUAUGAUUAUCAGUAAUACAAAUUUGGGCUAAAGUCUAUUUUAUAUUUUUUCAUAUAUUGCAAGGUGUAACAUCCCCAUCUAACACUCAUAAUCUGUCUCACCCACCCUCCACCACAGGCUCAAUUAUCCUUACCCCUUUACCCUGGUAUUUGCCUGUGGUUCUACAAGGAUAGGAUUUUCCAAAAAUCCAAAACUAAUUGAUAAAGAUUUUUUGAAAACUUUUGAAGUUGUCAAGAACUCAAUUGUUAUUGGCACUUUUUCGUUUUGUUUAGUUUUGCAAGUUGUCUAAAAGCGUUGAACUCAAUCUGGUUUGUUGAUUUUUUAUCCCAACUCUUUUUUCGUUUUGUUUAGUCUUUUGCAUUCACACCAAAGCUUAAACAUUUUAAAAUUGUUUUGUUAAAAACAGUUGAAUUUUAAGAAAAUUUAACUGAAUUUGACUUGAAUAUGAUUUUUUAUCCCAACUUGAAUCAAUGGAAAAUCAAUUGUUGGAAUAAGAUUCUGAAAACCAGUUUAACAAAACAUGUGUUGAAUCCAGUCUUAGAUUGUAGUCGAUAAGCUGCGAAACUCCCUAAUAUUUCAUAGUCGUAGCAUAGAAACACAAGUUAAAAUUACGAAAUCCUUUUCAACGAAGUACAAGAUCAUCAUAAGGUAAGUUGUUGUUUUGUUCACAUCAUUUUCUGUCAUAGAAAUCGAACUAAUUGCGAGAUCUCUUUGUUUCUGUUGGCCUCUGGUAACCAUCGUUACAACUUUUAUAAUGCAACACAAACUUACUUUCAUGGAGAACUCUAAUACAUAUAAAGAAUAUUUUCAAGAAAUUACACCUGAAACAUAUUAUUUCUGUGAUGCAUUUGGUGAGAUCGAUGGUUUCGACGUAAGAAUUCUGGUGGCUUCGAAUUCAAAACAUACUCGGUCUUGUACGUAAUAUCGUGGUAACUCAACGUCUAUAUUAGAGAAUAUAAACAUUCUUGUGACACAAAUAUCAAAUAUUAGUUAAGUUUAAUUGAAACCGAAAUUAAAUUUUUGCUGUGUGGGUUGUAUAAACAACUAAGCAUCUAAUUUUGUCACAGGCUUUCGCUAUUCGGCUGGCGAUCUCUCCUUUUCUCAAUGUCGGUUGAGUCCAGUUCUAUACGAAAAUGUAUAAAAGUUCUUUUCGGGUUACCUUUUUUAAAAUGGGAAACAGAUGCAAUAUUUUAGUCAGGCCGGGAGCUUCGCAGAUAACACAAAAUUGGCGGGAAGUCCUGGGACAAUAAUACUAAUACCUAAUAAUACUUAAAACCUGUUUCGUCAGACAGAUUUUAAAAUGGUUACUCUAUAGGAGUUGCUUAGCUAAGCUAAUAAAAUGAAAAUACAGAUGAGAAAUCAAUUGAACUCUAUGUACUACAAUUGUUAGUUGGGUAAGGCAUGGAAAAAGUUUGGAGACAGGGUGUUAACAAUAACAUAAUGAUGAUGUCAUGGGCAACCUUCCUCAUUACCCGAAUCUCAAGAUCCCUGCAUGGAGUGGUUUGUAAUUAGUGGUUCGCAAUGAUUUGUUUAAUUCUGUUGAAAUUGCAACUUAAUAUUUAGCUUCUUUCUUUUUUCAUCAGCUCUGUCCAUGGCAGCAAAUUUCGCAUCAAAAUCCAAUUCAAAAGCAUCUGGAUCACACAUGGAAGCAAUGUUCGCCCAAGCUCAGAAAACCCAGGCGGCUCUUCAAGAAGACUACAAGAAUGCCCCUAUGACCACACCUAGCAAAGCUGGCUCAAAAGUUCCACAAGCAAGACAUGGGAAGGCAUCAGGCUUGAAACCAUCUUAUGGGUCUGCUGCUCCCAAACCAAAACCAAGAUCAAAUGCAAUAUCGAAUGAGUUUGAGAAGAAGGAGUAUUUUGAUGAAGAGGAUGUGCUGUCAGAAAAGAUUCAGGUUCUGGCACAAUGGAUUCGUGAGAGUCGAUACUGUAUUGUCUUCACAGGAGCUGGUAUCAGCACAAGCACUGGUAUUCCUGAUUUUAGGAGUGGUGUGAACACAGUUCUAACCACUGGCCCUGGGGUGUGGGAGCGCAAGGCUCACGGCAUCAAGUUACCCUCCCAGCAAAAAAAAGUGCAAAGUGUGUUAAAAGCUGUGCCAUCACCAUCACAUAUGGCAAUAGUUAAGCUUGUGAGGGAAGGCCUAGUAAAGUUUGUGGUCAGUCAAAAUACUGAUGGCCUGCACAGACGCUCAGGCCUUGAUCCCAAGUGCCUUGCUGAGCUGCAUGGUAAUACAAACAUGGAACAUUGUUUAAAGUGUGGGUCAAAGUUUAUGCGUGACUAUAGAACCCGCACAGCCAAAGCUGUACAUGACCAUUUGACAGGCCGUACCUGUGAUGACCCCAAAUGCCAUGGCCCCCUUGUGGACUCCAUAAUAAACUUUAAUGAAGAUCUGCCAGAGGAUGAACUAGACAGUGCAUUUGAAAAUGCAAAGCUUGCAGAUCUAUGCAUAGUUCUGGGUUCAAGCCUUAGGGUUUACCCGGCUGCGGACAUACCAGGGGACAUGAUCAAAAGAGGAGCUAAAGUGGUGAUUGUGAACCUCCAGAAAACACCUUUUAACAAAAGAUGUGCUUUGGAAGUUCACGCUACCAUUGACAUUGUUUUACUCAAACUUUUGAAAGAAUUUGGCCUUGACGUGCCACAGUUUCAGCUCAAACGAUGCUUCCAAGUUGAUGUCAGGAAUGACUCACUGUUGAUUCAGGGACUGGAUCCGGCCACAAAAACACCCUACUCAUUUUUAAAACAAGUGAAAAUAGAGAUUCCUCCUCUCAAAAAAGAUAUAGAGUUGAUGAAGGAGCCCUUUGAGGUCAAGUUCCCAAGGCAAGUAGUCCUGUCAAAGGAGAAUCCAAUGCCCAUAAGCCUUACACUUAGCUUUCAGGGCCAUUAUGGGGAACCUGAAUUAAGAAUUGAAAAGAAUAUUGAGAAAGUUGGACCAACUAUGUUCUUGCUUACUUUUGAUGUCACAACAGUUGAGUGGGAAAUGGAGGUCUUGGAGGAAUAA
Messenger RNA from Pocillopora meandrina, 4695 nucleotides. The record is from the annotation of a GenBank genome assembly. Lineage: Eukaryota; Metazoa; Cnidaria; Anthozoa; Scleractinia; Pocilloporidae.